AUGAGGUUUGUCCAAUAUAUUCCGACUGGAAUUCCAAACGAAGAUGGUGAGUUCCCGGGAAGGAACUAUACAGUUGGAAAAGUCAUACAACAACUGUAUGAUAUUAGGAAAGCUUCAAACCCCAAACUUGCAAUGACACUCAAAUUGCUUAUGAAUUCGACAUGGGGAUAUUCCAUUAAGAAACCUCAAGAGAUGAAGAGUAAACAUUAUGAGAAGGUCGACAACUUUGUUGAAAGGUUUUCUCCUUUUGUUUUGAAGUACGAAUUCACUCAAGGUCAAAGUGGCUUAGUAACCACAUUAAAACCUAUUGUCGAACAUUGGUCUUACCCUCAGUUCGCAAAAGCAGUCCUUGACAACUACAACAAAUUCUUCUCCGAGGUCAAAUCCAAAGUUGUGGUUUACUAUGAGAACAUUGACGCACUCAUGACGAACGAAGAAGGCUAUAACAAACUCAUUGAAAUGGGAAUGGUCGGUGAAAAGAUGGGCUGUUUUAAGCUAGAUAAGGUAUUUUCCGAAGUUCAUGUCCUCUCCAAGCGUAAGUAUUGGGGCAUACUUGAAGACGGCACAGAAAUAAAACAUUGCAUGAAGUAA
This is a messenger RNA of Trichomonas vaginalis G3, 591 nucleotides long. RefSeq names its product DNA/RNA polymerases family. The transcript has a single exon. Lineage: Eukaryota; Parabasalia; Trichomonadida; Trichomonadidae. The record is from RefSeq and is a predicted model, not a curated record. Bases 1 to 591 code for a protein of 196 amino acids.